Messenger RNA from Staurois parvus, 499 nucleotides. Lineage: Eukaryota; Metazoa; Chordata; Amphibia; Anura; Ranidae. The record is from the annotation of a GenBank genome assembly.
GACUGCGGACAUAGUACAGGAGAUGAGACAGAGACUGCAGACACAGUACAGGAGAUGACCAGAGACUGCAGACAUAGUACAGGAGAUGACCAGAGACUGCGGACACAGUACAGGAGAUGACCAGAGACUGCGGACACAGUACAGGAGAUGGUCAGAGACUGCGGACACAGUACAGGAGAGAUGACCGGGAGACUGCGGACACAGUACAGGAGAUGACCAGAGACUGCAGACAUAGUACAGGAGAGAUGACCGGAGAGACGGACACAGUACAGGAGAUGACCAGAGACUGCAGACAUAGUACAGGAGAUGACCGGAGACUGCGGACACAGUACAGGAGAUGACCAGAGACUGCGGACACAGUACAGGAGAUGACCAGAGACUGCAGACAUAGUACAGGAGAUGACCGGAGACUGCGGACACAGUACAGGAGAUGACCAGAGACUGCAGACAUGGUACAGGAGACGGUCAGAGACUGCAGACAUGGUACAGGAGAUGACCA